Messenger RNA from Pisolithus orientalis, 912 nucleotides. Its product is annotated as adhesion regulating molecule. The transcript is spliced from 6 exons. The record is from RefSeq and is a predicted model, not a curated record. Gene Ontology annotation, cellular component: proteasome regulatory particle, lid subcomplex; nucleus; cytoplasm. Bases 1 to 912 code for a protein of 303 amino acids. NCBI's taxonomy places the organism in Eukaryota, Fungi, Basidiomycota, Agaricomycetes, Boletales, Pisolithaceae. Gene Ontology annotation, molecular function: endopeptidase activator activity; proteasome binding; ubiquitin binding. Gene Ontology annotation, biological process: ubiquitin-dependent protein catabolic process.
AUGACGACGCUGACAGACUCACAGACACUCCUCGCAUUCAAGGCGGGCCGCUCGUUCCGCCGUGGAAACACGUCCUUUGUCGAUGCAAACCCCACCAAAGGCGCUGUCGUCCUGUCGAAUGGCGACGACGGGCUCCUCCAUCUCUUGUGGAAAGAAAGACCGAGCGCGACCGUGCGGGAGGACCUGAUAUUGUUCCCUGGAGACGCGACAAUGGAAAGGGUCACCCAGGAGAGGAGUGGGAGGACGUUUGUGCUGAGGUUCGAGAGCUCAGAUCAAAAACACUUUUUCUGGAUGCAGAACGCAUCUGAUGCACGAGAUGACGAACUCGUCGGAAACUUGAAUAGAUUCCUCGCCGAUCCAACGGCUGUCCCUAUCUGGAACGCUAGUGGUAGCUCGGCAUCGCAGCAGGCGUCGUCCUCCUCUGACCCCGCUGGAGCGGCUGCACCACCUGCCGGACUCGCAACUGCCGAACAACUCUCGCGCUUACGUGCCCUUGUCACGUCCAUGGGUGCAUCGUCUACAACAGCUGCAAACGCGGGGCCCAACGACGACAUCUCCCUCACCGAUAUCCUAACCCCCAAGGUCAUUCUUCCCUUGAUUACAUCUCACCCAUCACUUCUGCCGUUGCUGUUCCAACAUCUUCCACCUGAAUUCAUAUCCCUUAUGCCUCCUCCACUCCCACAGCCUGGAGACGAGGGCGACGAGCAACCCCUCCGGCGCACGAUUCAUUCCAACCCAUUCCGUGAGGGCGUUGCCCAACUGGAUCGGGUGUUGAGGAUGGGCAUGGGAGCGGCGUUGGUGAGAAGUUUGGGCUUAAGGGCUGAGGCCGGGACAAGUGUUAGCGCGUUUUUGCAGGCAGUGAGUGAGCAGGGCAAGGUAGAAGCAGAGGGAGAUAUCAUGGAUCAAGAUUGA